Anopheles gambiae (African malaria mosquito) is the source of this 8776-nucleotide messenger RNA. It is a transcript of the gene Pak3, whose product is annotated as serine/threonine-protein kinase PAK 1. The record is from RefSeq and is a predicted model, not a curated record. Gene Ontology annotation, cellular component: cytoplasm. Bases 797 to 2392 code for a protein of 531 amino acids. Gene Ontology annotation, molecular function: protein serine/threonine kinase activity; ATP binding. Lineage: Eukaryota; Metazoa; Arthropoda; Insecta; Diptera; Culicidae. The transcript has a single exon. Gene Ontology annotation, biological process: regulation of MAPK cascade; regulation of axonogenesis; protein phosphorylation.
CGAGGAGCCAGCACACGCACACACAUGCACUCGCGCUCAGUUGAAGUGUGUAGGGCUGUGCCAAAGUGUCGACGAUUCGUCAUAGCGCUCGGAGCAUUAUUUCCAACUUCCUCGCCUGGCUCUGGUCGAAGAGAAAGGCUCAUCAUCAUGAGAUAAAACAUAAAUCCGUGUGCCGUGUGCCGUGUGUGUGUAUUUUGCUGCGCUGGAAUGGUACAUUGCGUUGAAAGCGUUUAAACGACGGCGCCCUAGCAUUGCCACUGGAAGGAACGGUACUGUGUGUGUGCGUGUGCUGUGUGUGGCUGUUUGUGUUCGUUCGUGUGUUUGUGCGUGAAUCCCCGUGGAAAAAAUAAAAUUUCCAGCACAACCCCGAAAGAUAAGCAAAGCCCCCGUCGUCGCUGUGAGACAGUUUUUCUUUCUGUGGCGUGCGAAUGGUUUUGCCCCUGGAGUGGAGCGUUUCAGUGUAGCGCGAGUGUGUAUGCGUGUCGUGCGUGUGUGUGUGUGCACAGAGAGUGUUUUUUUCCCCAUUUUUCUACUUCCACUUAGCGUGAGACACAACACAAAAGAAGGAAAGCUUUAUGUGUCUAUCAUAGCUCCCGCCCCAGUGAAGGUGCUCCACUCUCGGUGUGAUUCUAUUGUUUUUUCGUAGUUCAUUGUGCACUGGAAGCUCGGGCUCGUUACCAGCGCCAUUACCACCGUGUCACCGUCGUUAGGGAGGGCCCCCGCCGUCGUCGUCCCUGUUCGUCCGUUUUCUUUCUAAACCUCUGCAAGCGCUCGCCCCGAGACACACACUCGCAAGAUGAUUAAAAACAUUUUCGGCAGCAGACGGGCGAAGGAGUCCGAGCGGAACAAGAUCUCCGAGAUCGGGCUGCCGACGAACGUGGUGCACGGGAUGCACGUCAGCAAAAAUCAGCUGACCGGCCACCUGGAGGGCUUGCCGAAACCAUGGAUCCGCAUGAUGGACGCGAUGAUCACGCACGACGAGCAGAGCAAAAAUCCGGAGGCAGCCUACCAGGCGGUAAAGUUUUACAGCUACUCGAUCAAAAAGAAGGACGCGUCGGAACCGUUCAAGCCGUUCAUCACGGAAGAUGCGAUCCACGAGGAAACGGAAUCGAUCGACCAGUUUCUCGACCAGAAGAGCACGCACAAAAGCGAAGACUCGCUGGCCGGCAGCAGCGAGGAGAGUGAAGCCGUCCCGCAGGUGCCCCCGCCCCCACUGCCCAAGAAAAGUAUGACCCUGCCGCCGAAACCGCAGCUGAAACCAAAGCCCAAGAACUACACCAGCAAGGUGUACAAAGGCAUGGACAAUCUGCAUCUGAUCGACCCGGGCAGCAACAGCGACACGAUGAUCAUUCACAACGUGCCCCACCUGACGCACCAAAGUUCCUACGCGAUCUGCACGAACGUGAACAACAACAACAGCCUCGACCAGGAGCCGGAGCUGGCCGAUGCCGAUUUGAUACUGCGACCGAAGGAGAAGCUCGCCCGCCAGCCCAAGAGCGACGAGCAGGUCUAUCACGAGCUGAAGAAGAUCUGCAACCUGAACGAUCCGCUCGAGCGGUACGAGAAGACGGUCGAGGUGGGCAAGGGUGCGUCCGGGGUGGUGUUCAUUGCGCUGGAUCGCAACACCGGCGCCAAGGUGGCGAUCAAAACGAUCGACAUGAAGAACCAAUCGUCCAAGGAGUCGAUCCUGAACGAGAUCAACGUGCUGAAGGACUUCAAUCACAAGAAUCUGGUCAACUUCCUCGAGGCGUACUACCUGGAGGACGUCGACCAGCUGUGGGUCAUACUCGAGUACAUGGACGGCGGUCCCCUGACGGACGUGGUCACCGAGACGGUGAUGAAGGAUCGCCAGAUAGCGGCGGUCUGCCGGGAGGUGCUGCUGGCCGUCAGCUUCCUGCACGCGAAGGGCAUCAUCCAUCGCGACAUCAAGUCGGACAACGUGCUGCUCGGCAUGGACGGUUCGGUGAAGGUGACCGAUUUCGGCUUCUGCGCCAACAUCGAGGGCGACGAGAAGCGGCAAACGAUGGUCGGCACGCCGUACUGGAUGGCGCCGGAGGUGGUGACGCGCAAGCAGUACGGCAAGAAGGUGGACAUCUGGUCGCUCGGCAUCAUGGCGAUCGAGAUGAUCGAGGGCCAGCCGCCGUACCUGAAUCAGGCGCCGCUGCGUGCGCUCUACCUGAUCGCGGCGAACGGCCGGCCGGACAUCAAGAGCUGGGACAAGCUGUCGGACAAUCUGAAGGACUUCCUGGACCGCUGCCUGCAGGUGGAGGUCGACAUGCGCGCCUCGGCGGACGAGCUGCUGCGGCAUCCCUUCCUGCAGGACUGCAUGGAGCUGCGCACGCUAACGCCGCUAAUUAAGGCCGCCCGAAGGUUGCUGAAGCGGGACAACUAAAGGAAGCGAGCGCCAAGCACGCACACAACGUGCCCGCGUGCCUGUGCGCUGGUUGCAGGUAACAGGAGGAGAAGGAUGGGUUGGGUUAGAAAAAACCGGAGAGGGGGGAACCAAGCAAGUCAAAAGUAGGAACAGUUUUGCCGUAUGUGGCUGUGAGAUUUAGUGCCUUUUUUAACCCCGCUCGUGUGAGCGAAGCGAGGGAAAGACGAAGACGAACGAAUGAUUGGGAAACCGGAAAGCAGAACCAGCAAAAGGGGGGGGGGGGGGGGGGGAGGGGAAUGAUAUUGGUGCAAAAUUUGGUUUUGGGGGUGUUUGAUAAAGCAGACAGAAGAAGGGGCGGGAGCGGGGGAGUAUGAGGAGUAAAAACGAACACCCCGCGGCUCAGGGUUGCGCCAUAGCCGCGCGAGACCAACAAAAUCACACCCCACAUAGUCAACGAGCUUAAAGAUAAGGAAAAAGUAGAGCUUACACACUCUAGCAAUGCGCUGAAUCGAGCGCGAGAUCGAAGGGGGAACAUCGAUAGCGGGCAGUGUCAGCGAGGUAGAGAGGCAGGCACUGGAGGAUGGCGAUAAGCACAAACUGCUGUCGAACGUUAGCGAGGGCUCAGCAAGGGGCUCGGGCACUGUGCAACAUGGUUGGCGGCAGCAUUCGAUUCGUGUAUUAGCUCACUGGCGGCGACACAGAACAAUCAAUCAUACAACACGCAUGACCCUUGCAACCACGCAGUGCAUCUAGGGUGAAGGAAGCAGCAGUAUUCUAGGCGAGGACUAUAAGCACCCAGGGGCGCAACACAGGAUCAUUCUCCAUUACAUUCCACUAUUCCGGGCGAAGAAAGUAAAUUCCUUUCCAUCGCGUUUUUUGUUCGGUCGUUUGGUGUAGGAGAACUUUUACACUCCAGCUUCAUUUAAAGGGAACAUUCACUGCCACUUGAUAGUUUGUAGUAAGAUCGUAAAUGUGCAUUACACAGCAUGGAAUGACGUAUUUGUGCGCUUUUUGUAGCGGGCCAAGUGGAACAAUCCCGCUUUAAUAAUGGGAUGGCAUUUUAUGUUGCCUUUUGCGUUCGUGCUCAUGAAAGGAAAUUAUGAAGCGAGACAGCAAAAGAACAUCGCUGUGUCCUUGUCAUACAGCGCCGGCGGGAAGGGGGAAGCGGUCCGACAGAACGAUAAUAAUGUCGCUUGCGAUUAGCCGGAACCGACGGGCUGCUCAAGUCCGUGCCAGUGGGCCGCCGUCGCCGUCGAGGCAAGCAAAUGAAAUAAACCUUCGUUGUGUCUGGUGCGGGGAAACGCAGCAAACCCAUCGCCAGCCCUUCUUGUUCCGUUCCGUUCCGUAACCCCUGGCGGAGAAUGUGUCAUUGUGGAAGUCUCUCGUACCCUCGUACCAGCUCGUGCGCUCGACGGCCUCGGCAAUGAUGACGAUGGCGAGACGGACUGACUGGUGUUGUGCGGUGGUAGCAGUAGACUCUUCCAGCGGUGUCGAUGUCGUCUUCCUGCGCGACCGCGCAAACCCGUAUUGGCGUUGAACUCGACUCGAAGUCACCGAGCAGCGAACCAUCUCAAGCGCGCAGCCUGAUACGCGUGCGAUGAUGCUGAUGGUAUGCAUUGAUGAUGUUGGUGGUGGUUGCGUGCAUCAUUCAUCACUGCUUUGUUGCGAGCAGCAGAACGAGACAGCACGUGCACGUAGACGGCGCUCGCUUGAACGUGCACAGAAAGUGCAUUCGGUCGUCAGUUGCAAGUGCGCUUUGGGCAUCGUGUAGUGUAAGCGAGAGGGAAAACCGGGUGCAGUUAGCGCUCUCUGGUGCUGUUGUUUUCUCUGCACAGUACGGGAAGAGUGUGUGUGGCUGGAAUUAUUCUAUUAAAAUUUACAUCUCAUUGAAGAAAAUCACGUUUGGGUAGCGAGGCGCGGUGCAGGGUUUGGAGAUUUUUGCAGUGAGCAUUCCCCCCCCCCCCUCUUUUGGGCAUUGCCUUUGUCGUGGCGGGGCGCCGGUGUUCAGUACGAAGCGUUCUUGCCUUGUCCCAUUAACACUACGAUGCGAGUUUGUCGCAAAGAGAAGCUAACAGCUAUGAGCUCCUUCGUUUUAGCAGAGGAAACUUGUGUCUUGUGUUGUGUGCGCGCCGUGAAGGCAAAACAAAGCUCCUAAAUCCGGAUGAAGAUGGCACGGGUUUAGCCUUUUGCACUACCGUUCAUCGCACCCGUGUGGACGUCCUAAACGAUCGUAUCGUUGCAGACUCGGCUGCAAACGACGACGUAUCGUGUCGCCAGCUGGAUUGAAAUUCUUCCCAAAAACACACACACACAAGAGCAACGCAUCCGCAACGAGCAUAAUGUGCUACUACCCGCUGCCGCCUGGACGGGCAGACACACGACGACAUGCCUUAUGCCCCUGGGUAGACAUACAUGUGAUGAAGAAAACCCGGCGAACCGAAGCAACAAAAAAAGAGGGAAUUUUUAUGCUCGUUUUAUGUGCGUUAUAAAAAUAAUUUGCCCCUUCACAUAAGUGUUGAUAUAAAUGGACAUUUUCCCUUCGGAGCUACUUACUGCUUCGCUUGUUUUCUCGCAAGCUGUAGUAGAAUAGGCGAAUGUGCAGAUGGAACCUUUUUUACGUAUUGGAUUUAAUAUUUGAAACAUCAGCCGCUCUGGAUACUUGAAUCCUUUAUCAAUUGCGUAAUUGAACAACAAACUGGCAUACUAAACGCCUAUCAUCUACCGGCAAACCUGAUGUUCCAUUUAAAUCUCACGAAACCACCGGCUCCUGCAUGAGAGUGAGAGUGUCGUGACCGUUUGGAAAAGGUAAGAAUAAACCUUCCCGGUUAUACCUAUGACUCAUCGUUAGCGUUUCAUCUAAAAUACCACCAUUAAAACCCACCAACUUUCUUCAACAUACCAGCGCAACAGCGCCGUGUCCACUCAGGGAAGGUGGCGAGGGGGGGGGGGGGGGGGGGGGUUGGACAACCGGCAGGGCCGCCUCGAGACGACGCUUAGCAUGGUUUUUAGCUGUGGUUGUAUUUGUGGAUGAUUCAUCCGCCGAAAGUCCAGCCCUACUAUCGAGUUUGUAACACGAACGGUACACAUGGGCGUGUGCGAUGUCGUCUACCUCAACCCUCUCAAAUGAAUUAAAUCCACAACACUAUUCAGAUCCCCCCCCCCCCACACCCUCGGUAGCAGCAACAACACGCUGAUAAAGAUGUGCACAAUCACGGGUGGAAAGGUUGAAGGUGAGAAAUUCAAUCUUGCCGUGAGGAGGGGGGUUUUGAGCGAUCGGUUUCCCCCAUCUUCUCGUGUUCUUAGAAUAGCGCAUGUGUUGGUGCUUGUGCUGUAAAGAAAUGUAAAUACAAUGUACCGGGGAUGCAAUGCCUACCAAUGUUCAAUUUAUGAGUGAGGGCGCUCGGUUCGAAUAUCGUUUGAACAAGUGGAGGUUAACUGCGGUGGUGGGCCUUGACCGAGAGAACAAUCACCGUGCCACUGUUAGGGAAGGAAAAGAAGAUCAACUUCUGGCUUAUUUCUUUUAUUUGUGUAGAAGUUUUUUUUCUUCUUCUGGUGAAUAAACUGUUCCCUUUUAGGGCCUUUGUUUAGCUUUAAACAAACAAAAUUGCGCGCACACUCUAUCGUCACUGGCCUAACCGGUCCGAUGAUGGCAGGUGAAGAGCGAUUCUUCUUUUUACACCGUUUGCUAGUACAACACAAUUCCAUGGCAUGCUGAUUACAUGGUGCGCUUUGAAAAAACAACAAAAAAACGGUGCUUUAAUGUUUCACGCCUCGCGGCAGCGAUAAUCACAGCGAUCGGUGUACGCCAAGCUGACACCACGUGCUGCGGGGAGGAAGCUACUGUAGCUGUGGUGGAGAGUGUGUGUAAGCACUCGAUGUCUAUCGAAACGGACGGUUACGGCACCGUAUGGCCCUGAUGACGAUGAUGAUGAUGGUGAUGGUGGUACCCGACCCAUUUCCGUCUCAGGAAACCCUCAAAAAGCAGGCGAGAAUCUUUACGGUCGUAGUGUACCCCCGCGUAUCUUGGUGAUGAGAUAAAUUAAUUUGACCUUAUGCUGCUACCUCCACCUCAAUGUGUUGGGUUUCCAGUACUCCCAGAAACACCAACAAAGCUCUCCAAUCGUACUAUUGUAAUAUCGUACCCGGUUGUGUUUCUUUAGGGAGGUCGUCGUGCGGGAUGAAGGAAGUGUCAACCGGGUGUGUAAAUCGGGCAGGAUGAAUUCACACUUCCGGCUUGGCUGAAGUGUUGAUCACGCUCGCACGAAUAAUGCGUUUGUCAUUCCCAGUGGGUGGUACGCACUAUGCAAGACCCUGUACAGUAAGAGCAGUAGGAUGGAUGGGUAAUACAUUUAUUGGCAUGUUUCUUCAAUUUCGUAAAACUACCUCCCUUAACCUGACCAAGCGCGCACCGUGUGUCGAUUUGUGCGAUGCCAUUUAUCAACCGUUAUCAGAUAACACAAGUAUGCAAGCCCCACUUCCCCUUACCGAGCACAACAGGUUACAUACCGUUGCAGCGCAUCCCUUCAGGGAGGGAGUGUCUUUUGACAGUGUGUGGGGCGAGGUGCUAACAAAUGAACUCUCCAUUUCCUUUCGGAAGCACUGCGAGAGGUGUGAGCUACACCUUCCCGCGUAUCACAGCAGAGAGAAUCACGUUGCGUUACGGACACUUCCGGUUGCUUCUUAUCAAUAUGGACGGACAUGAAUUCGCACUCUAAGGAAAGCGAUCUGUUGGGCGGUGGUGUGGACAGUGUUUUAAUCUGAUGCACUGGUGCAUCCUGUGGCAAGACUCUCUUAGUAGAAGGUGGUAGACCCGUGAUGCACGAACCAUGCGUAGCCUUAAUCAAUGAAACACAAUAAUGUUUUAAUAUUGCCGAAGGGCAGCCAUCAUUUGGGCUGGCAGUGUGUGAGGUGCUCAAGCAAGGCUUUGAGCACAUUCCCCGCGGUCAGCGCGCGCAAGUUGAUUGCCUUGAACAGUAUUUGUGGACGCUGCUGCUGCGGGUGUUGGACCACUUUGCAGGGAAGGGGGUUUCCCGAUCGUGCACACUCACACUCACAGCAGCUUGUAAAGCCACACGAGGAAGCCGAAAAACUCCCAACGCCGCAACAAUACACCACGCAACACCAUAUGUAGCACAUGUUUCGCAUAAACGCCAUCGAAAACCCUCCAGAGAGAACUAACAUGAAUCGAAUUGCUAACGUCUUCCGCGUGCCGCCCCUCCCCCCCCCCCCCCCCCCCCCCCCCUCCAGAGUGCCUAGACAUCGCCCGCGUUACAUAUUAGGCCCUGAUAGAGACGUUACGUGCUUUGGCCCCCCGUACGACACAAGAAAAGCAGCCAGCACCACCCUUCACGCAACUGAUACUUGACACUGUACUGAAACACGUGAACUUCUUGCGUCUCUUUUGAAUUGUAAAAACGGAGGAGCGUCUGCAUCUGCAACAUCGUCCAUGUACAGUGUAACACUAUCCCAGGCCAUAUUUAGGGUUUGACGAUCGGAGAAUUACCGUCCAGCAGAUUGUAGUAGGGGCGGUCCAUUUGUUUUGCGUGUGCAUUGAGAAGGUCGGUCGGUCAGCAACCGCCAGAAGGUGGAAAACAUUUGGGAAAAGAAGUAUUGUUUAGGGGUGCGUGUUUGAAUUACUAUUACUACAUUUUGUACAUAGAAGAGGGCCGGAGAGGUAUUGAUUUCCAUUUAAUCGAAAUGCAUCCAUUGUGGGCAAUAAAUCGGCAGCAUGCGUUUCUGUUGCUGUUUUACUAGUGUAAAUAGGUACAUAGGCCCCCUGGCAAACAAACCAUCACAAUCAAUCCAGCCCGACCGAUAACGUAAGGGUACUCUACCUAGGGCACUUACAGCGAGAAAGCUUGCUUCUUUUUUUUAAUUCGUAUCUGAUGGACAAACAUUCGCACCAAUGCGGUAUAUGCUUUUGAAUGCUAUUUGUUUUUUUUUUAAUAUAAAAAGCGCAUGUAUUUUUAUACGUAUUACAAGGUUAAGGAAAGUGUGUGUGUGAGUGUAACCAGGUAGGGGGAAGGAGCCACAUUACAUUACCAAGCGCGCACGUAGCGUCGUGCUGCCAAGCACCACUGCAUAUGUAUCAAGCAUUUAGUAGGAAUGAUGCAGUGAUGAUCUUAGGGGACAUUGAAUUACAACAUUCUUUUGCAGCAUUCGUCGGUGUAAAUGAAAGUGCGAAACGAAUGACGACGAUAGGAUAUUAUUCGGUAUUAGCUAUGGAUGUUUUUGAAGUAUUUUCCUUCUUUCAUUUUUUUUUCAACGAACGUAACAACCGCAACCAUGCACAACCAUUCACACACGUAAAUAGCAUUCGAUACUGGACAUUUUUGUAGUACUUUUUUGGCAAUAUUGUUAAACGUUUUAUGUAUAGAAUAUAGUUUGUGAUAGGACGAUGUA